GUGAAUGAGUGGCACUCAGUCAGUGCAGUGCGUUUGUGUCAGAAAAGAAGGGGGUCGCCCGGGAAUCCCUCGAAACUGUUUUUAAGGAAGAAAACCCGCCUCAAGAUGCUUAUUCCUCUUUUAGUGGAUUGAGUCAACUCGCUGCUUUAGAGCCUUUUUCAUCAUUUUUUUAAGAGGAUGCACAAGCCGGAGGGAAAAGUGACAAGGAUCAUGUCGAGAUCAUUUCACUAACUGUAUUAUUUUCCUUUACUAAUAUCACUUAAAUGGACCAUCUAGACGGAAAAUAGUUGCUCCCUUUUGCUGCAUUUCGGAGUUAAUGGACAUCAUUUUUGGGAAUGCAUGCAAAAGCGUGCAUUCUGCUAUGAAUUUCAACAGCAGAAUGUGAUAUUUUCUGCGUUCUGUUCUGUCAUAUUCCUGCAGACAUUUCCCACAAGGCGAGCUGGUGUCUGCAUUGUUGCUCCAUGCUGCUGCAAAGUGCGAGCUGAUUCUUUACCCCCCCCGUCCCCAAAAUAUGCACAACGGGCGCUGAAGUUGCACAAGAAGAGGAUUAUUUUUAAUAUUUUGUGGGGAAUUUAAUUUGCUUGGUAGAGCCAGGAGGGAAAAGUGUGCGGAGGUGCAGCCAGACUAUAUGAGGAUCGGCACACGGUUGUUGGUUCCCCCACGCAGAGAUGCCAGUGCGCGCCGUGACCACCAGGUUCAUGUACAAGGGACUGUGUACCAUCCCGGAUGUCCUCACCUACCGGACCCCUGUCAACCUGCCUGAGGAUGAGGUGGAGGAGAUCCGUGAGGCGUUCAAAGUGUUCGACCGGGAUGGGAAUGGCUUCAUCUCCAAGCAGGAGUUGGGCAUGGCCAUGCGUUCCUUGGGCUACAUGCCCAACGAGGUGGAGUUGGAGGUCAUCAUCCAAAGACUGGACAUGGACGGCGACGGUCAGGUGGGGUUUGACGAGUUUGUCACAUUGCUUGGUCCCAAACUGUCAGCAGCGGGGAUGCCGGAUAAGUUCCACGGGGCAGACUUUGACUCUGUGUUUUGGAAGUGCGACAUGCAGAAACUGACAGUAGACGAGCUGAAGAGGCUUCUCUACGACACCUUCCGGGACCACCUCACCAUGAAGGACAUCGAGAACAUCAUCAUGACUGAGGAGAGCCACCUGAACAGUCCGGAGUCCCACGUGAACAUCGACACGAGCCCAACACAACAGGAGAAACACACGUGCGUGCGUAAAAGUUUGAUCUGUGCCUUCGCCAUUGCUUUCAUCAUCAGCGUCAUGCUCAUUGCUGCCAAUCAGAUGCUCAGAAGAGGGAUGAAGUGAAUGUUCACGUUACUUAGCGAUAAACCAAAUAUUGUUUGUUUUUCUUAAUGUUUCCGACAUUUCACCAGCUUCUACAGUACAGAACAAGGAAUCACAUUACGAAAGCGAGAGACACUUCAAGGGCCGAUCAGAGUUCUAACACUGUCGCAAUUCACUGCAAUACAAAAUCAAAUCUUCUCAUGUCGUAUUAUACAUAACCAUAUGUCUUGGCUCGAAGACAGCUGAGCUUUUUAAGGUGCAGAUGCUGAUUUGUUGUUUAAAAAAAUAUAUAUAUUUUUUUUAAUUGUUAAAAAUCAACUAGACAAUAAUCAGGAUACAAGGAAAUCUGUAGUGAAAUAACACAUUAAUAAAUAAAUGUGAGCCUUUUUUCAAAAUAACUUGACUUUCCAAGUAUUAUAUCGCCCCUCCGAGGAUAAAUGGUUGAUGGUUUAUCAAUUACAUGCUAGAAUCGAAUUAAAUAUACACUAUAAAUUAAGCAAAGGAAAACUGCGCUCUUUUUGGAAUUUUGCCCAUCAUCCACAGUCUUUUUGUGAGACAUGAACACACAUCUUUUUCUUUUCUUUGUGUGUAAAGAGCGAAAAACAGCGAGCAGGGAGCCGCUAACAAUGCACCGUAAUGCUAAGCACAGCCUCCAAUGCAUAGCAUCAUCUCCCGACAGAAGAGCAGUUUCAGUGGCAGAUUACUAUCACUGCCCUGCUCAACCGAAAGACUUGAGCAGAUCAUUGCCUGUCUUGCCUUGUUUGUUUAUUAAUAACUUUGCCACGAUUUUUGGAGAGCUGCUGGAAACGGGAUUUAUUCAUGGAGAUGAAUAAAGCACUUUAUCUAUCAUAAAUCUAUCUAUAAAAACGGCAACAAUGUUCCAUUUACGUAACGUGACGUACAUAUUAAUAACCAAGCUACAGCGACAUUGUUAUCGGAGGAGCUAACCCCGAAGAACUACUUUUCGGGCGUAGUGACACAGUGUCUACUGGAGUUGCUGCUAAGCUACUGGAGUUGCUGCAUCGCCUAUGAAUUUGAAUUGAAUUUACCAGCUCAACGCGGAGCACAAGUCUUGUGCUGAAAGAUACAACCGUCCCAUCAGCAUCCCAGUGCGACCAUUUCACUGUGGUUGUAUUCUGUCAAUGAAACGUUUAGUACUAGUGCUACAUGCUACCUUGCUAUGAGAGUGUUUCACGGUAGCUGGAUCUGCCUAGCACCCAGCAACAUUAUUCUCUGCCUGGGGGGUAUAAGGGGAAAAAGUAGCUGGCGGCGGCUCGCAAAGUCUGCCAUGAUUAGCGGUAGCAAACGCUCUCUCUAUGCUGCUGCUGUUGACGGAAGUAGCGUUCGUUGCUGUGGGCUCUGUUAGGAGUUCCAAUAAUGCUUAAAAUGACCAAAAUACGGCAAAAUACUGUCAGUAGAAAGUGCCUGUUACUACAUGGUCACAGCAUGUGUAGAAGAUGGAGUUUUUAGAGGUGUUUUAAUAAAGGGCGAAUCACAUUACAUUGCAUUAUUAGCUGCCUCUUGCUAGCAGUUGUUCAAUGUUUACAACACAGAAGAGAGAGACGUGUUCUCAUAAGGAUUGUGGAUGAUGGUGUGAAUGACAGGUAGGAUGACGUUAUUCAGUAGUUUGUAAGGGAGUGACCUCUUGCUUGUCAAAUAGUGAGCCCGCAACUGCUUUUAUCUACCCCUUUCUAAAUGGUACAGCGGAACACGUUUAUGUUGACGCCCCUCGGACCGGCUGACAGAUGUUGACAUGAACAGUUGUCGACAUAGCCGAAACUGAAACCGAAAUAUGCUGUUGCGUGCACAUUUACUUGUGAGUUUAGCCAGAGGCUCUUAUGCAGAGAUGCUGUGGUCAUUUUUUGGUAUGUCUUGACUACAAAUGACAAUAAAUCUUUAGUACAGGCGCCAAUCUUUCCUCCAGUGCUUUACAACUGGGUGCAUUUUGUUAGUUGCUGUGGUAUACUGUCAUUAUUUUGAAGCUUACUUUGCACUGAACAGGAAGUCUGUGUGCAUGUUUUAUGCUGUGUAACUAGGUAGUAAUUGGUAGUUGUCUUUUUACGCUGCUUAGCGAUAAAGUUAGUUAUAACAAUACAGACGUCCCUCGCCCCUUCGCACUUCGCGGCUUCACUGUAUCACGUUAUUUAAAAAAUACAUAAAUUAAUAAAUCAUGCUCUUUUUGUGGUUGAAUACGGCUUGUUAGUAAAAAAAACAAAGCAUAUUUAAGAAAAUGUUUACAUUUAUUUGGCUAAAUUAAGCAUUUUCAAGCAUAAACAUAGCUAAAUGAACUCUAUAAGGCAUUCAUCAGAAGCAUUCAAAGACACUAAUACUGGUCACUAGGUGUCAGUAAUGUUACUGUAAUGUUCAGUGAGACACACAAGCACCUGGUACAACAGGCUUUUAUUGCAGGUUUGAAUCAUCUUACAACAGGCAGAAUAAUCCCUACUCCCGCUACUGUUGCGGCCGCAAUCCAAACUAAAACUGAAUUCUGAACCCCCAACGUCACUUCCUGUCCCUUAGCACCAGAACACAUUUACAAUUUUCUGUUAUUAUGUCUGCUCUACUGGGAAAUAUGAGUGUAAAGGCAACUAUAGGGGUGUUAUUUCAUGUCUAGAGGGCUCUAAUAAUGUUAAAAAAAAAAAAAAAACAUUUAUAAGGUCGUAAACAGGUUUUCUAUGCUGUAACUACAAAAGCAUAGUAGACGCCUGCAUGUAGAAAUAAGGAAUCUUAUUUCACGGAAAUUCACUUAUCACGGUCGGGUCUGUGGGGUCCAAUUAACUGAUAAAAGAGGGGCUACUGUACAUAAACUGUCCAAUUUUUUGUACAAAAUAGCAAAUGUCAACGUCGACUUUUUAGUAAUCAGAACACAGUGCACCAGGACUUGAUGAGUUGGUCCACAUAAACCAGGGGUCGGCAACCUUUGCUAUCGAAAGAGCCAUUUUGGCCCUUCUUAUACUAAAGAAAAAUAGUCUGGAGACGCAAACGUAACACGGGUUUUAGUCUUUUUAAAUUGUACCCCUUACAACAACAGAACACAACAAACAAAAGUGCAGUUUGCGAGGUGUUUUUGAGUCCUUCUCGUAUUAAUUUGUGUAAAACGUAGCCUACUUUAAUAGAAUUUUUAAAAAAGCAUAUACUUGCAGCUUGGCACGUUUCUUGACUGGUCUAAAAUAAAUGUUUUUUUUCUGCAAAAAGUCAUUCAUCUGUGACCAGUAUUGAUGAUAAAUUAUUUCUUUUUGGACGUAUUCAUGGUCAUUUACUCUGGUGAUUGCAUGCUCAAGAAGCCACCUGCAGGUAAUAGGCGAGGGCCGCAGACGUGCACGUGACGUAUAUCGUACUUGACUAAUUAGAAACAUUUUUAAAAAUUCAAUGUCGAACUGCAGGAUAUAAAAUUAACCAAAGUAAAAUAAUAUAUAUAGAUAGUUUAUUACAGUAACAAAUAACUUUUUUUUUUCUUUUGUCACGACCAAAAGGAGCCACAGCAAGGAGGCUGAAGAGCCGCAUGCGCGUGCGCACCCUACCUCUGAGAAUAGACAUACGGCUUGUCAACGUAAGCGGGUUCCGCUGUAUUAUCUCAUUAUUUAUUCUUUUCCUUGCUCCUUUUUUUCCAGUCAUGCAGGAAGUGGAACUGACACGAUGAGAGAUUAAACAGAAAGGCUGACCAUAAUGUGCUCGCCAAACAGCGAACAGGAUGACGUGCACUAAAAUAGUAGGAAAGACACCAUAUGUUUAACACCGUACUCUGCUAGAAAUGAAUGAGUUAUUCCUGGCGGAUCCUUCUCAAUUCCAGUGAAAAAGGAAUCAAAAGUGAGGUAAGGCUGCGCGCAAAUAAACCGAAACACAUGUGACAUCAUAUUCAGUGCCAUUUUUUCCUCAAAAUACGCCCACACUCUGCUACAAGAAGCAUAUUUACUGUGAAUAGACUCAAUAAUGACCAAGCGAACCGACGAAACUAAAUGCGUACACUUGCAUGUACAUCCCAACUUGUAAGUAAAUGUUUGUCCUGUGUGUGACUUAAUAAUAAGAGUCUGGAUGCUGAUGUCUGUAUUUAAAGAAAAUAAUAAUAAUAAUAAUAAUUAUGCAACUUAACAAGUGACCACUGCGAAGAGAAAACUUGACAUUUUUGUGUAAAAGUUGCUUUGAAUGAUCAUGGGCAUAUCACUUUGAUUGCAGUGACGCUGUGAACAAUAAUUUUACAUAUCAUUCAAAAAUAUAUAUUAUUAUUUCAAGGUGGUUAUAUUUUCUUACUUGACAAGGUGACACAUUCAAUCCAAGGCAGAUUAUUUUGUAAAAAAAAAUAAUAAUAAUAAUAAAAAACCCACAAAUAAUACAAAAUAUGUAAAAAAAAUGUCGAAAAAAUGAUAUAUAGGUCAUAUCAGGUUGCUGAUGUAUCAUUUCCAGGCAUUUCUGUGUGUAUAUAUAUAUAUAUAUAUAUAUAUAUAAAUCAUGCACUUAUAUUCUUACUUUCUUUAACAAAUAUUAUAUUUUUUCCUUAUUAUUUUUAAUCACUGGAAGAAGUAUCACUCUUGCAAUAAAACAAAUAUUUACUGUAGCUCUUUUAUCGACUGUAUUAUAUGGCAUCCCAUUACCUCCACAUGUAAACAUAUCAUGGAUGUACCGUAUUAUAAUAGUGAUUGUACCAAAGUAUUGUCUUCAUUUCAGUGUAAUUGUCUGAAAUUGUAAAAAGAAAAAAAGAAUAGGAUUCUGUCCGGUGCCUUUGCAUUAAUAGUGGUAAAAACUUUUAGACAAAAAAAUGUAGUUUGAUGCUGGAUAUCUGUUUGUAAAUGAUUAGCAAUAUAUGAUUAUGUACGUGCAUUGAAGGUGUUGUUCUAUCAUGCAUCGACUCGACACUAUCAUGUAAGUGGUGUGUGAAUGCAUGACAGCCAAUAAAAACAGGAAAUAAAAAAUGCACUGUUUGAUCAUGUGAUGUCAUCCCGACUCCAUUUUACCCCACAGGAAAUGAUGGAUAUA
This is a messenger RNA of Dunckerocampus dactyliophorus (ringed pipefish), 6260 nucleotides long. It is a transcript of the gene cabp7b, whose product is annotated as calcium binding protein 7b. The record is from RefSeq and is a predicted model, not a curated record. The transcript has 5 exons. NCBI's taxonomy places the organism in Eukaryota, Metazoa, Chordata, Actinopteri, Syngnathiformes, Syngnathidae. Bases 669 to 1310 code for a protein of 213 amino acids. Gene Ontology annotation, molecular function: calcium ion binding.